AUGGGUCACUCGCACGGUUUGAGAGCCGGUACUCGGUAUGCCUUCAGCCGUAACUUCAAGGAGAACGGCCAGAUUCGCCUGUCGACCUACCUGAAGACCUACCGGGUUGGCGACAUUGUCGAUAUCAAGGUCAACGGUGCCGUUCAGAAGGGUAUGCCCUACAAGGUCUACAACGGUAAGACCGGUGUCGUCUACAACGUGACCAAGUCCUCCGUCGGUGUCCUCCUCUACAAGGUCGUCCGCAACCGCUACCUCGAGAAGCGCAUCAACGUCCGCAUCGAGCACGUCAAGCACUCCCGCUCCCGUGAGGACUUCAUCAAGCGUGUCAAGGAGAACGCCCAGAAGAAGCGCCAGGCCAAGGAGCAGGGUGUCCACCUCCACCUGAAGCGUCAGCCCGUCAUGCCCCGUGAGGCUCACCUCGUCGAGGGUACCGCUGCCGAGACCAUCACCCCCAUCCCCUACGACACCCACAUCUAA
This is a messenger RNA of Aspergillus luchuensis, 477 nucleotides long. RefSeq names its product 60S ribosomal protein eL21. Gene Ontology annotation, molecular function: structural constituent of ribosome. Bases 1 to 477 code for a protein of 158 amino acids. Gene Ontology annotation, cellular component: cytosolic large ribosomal subunit; ribosome. The transcript has 4 exons. Gene Ontology annotation, biological process: translation. The record is from RefSeq and is a predicted model, not a curated record. Lineage: Eukaryota; Fungi; Ascomycota; Eurotiomycetes; Eurotiales; Aspergillaceae.